UUGAAACCUGGUUAACAUAGCAUCUAUUUGACUAAGUUUUUGCUAAUCAUUUUCAUUAAUUUGUUCUUCCUUGCUACAUUCAAGAGUCUAUCCAUCCUACAUUGAAGCCUCUUGUGAGCAAGCAUUAGUUCAUAUCCUUCAUUAACAUUUUCUUCAUUUUGGAUGUGGUACUUAUUUGAGGAAUGAAAUGAUGACAUGAAAGUUCGAUUAAGUUCUUUAAUUUUUUCUUCAGUAGUCAUUUCAGUUAUCAAUCGAGUUUUUCUGAAGUUUUUCUUAAGCGAUUUUUUAUUGACGACAUCAGGAAACACACCCUUGACUGAAUGCUGGUAAAGUUCGUCUUCAUAUUCUUUGAGAUAUUUCUCCUCUUCCUGCUUUUGGAAUGCUUGCAGUAUUUCUUUCUGAUAAGUGAUGCUCAUCGGAUAAGCUUCUGCUGCUUCUGCUGUUUCACCUGCAUCGCUGUCAUUGUUGCUCGGAUCAAUAGAACCAGAAAAAUUGAAGAGGUUUACUUGGACAAUAAGCUGUGAGGAUUUUUUAUGGAUCAUUGAACAUAUAGAUCCUGCCUUGCCUGGUAUACGAGGAAGUGAAACUAGUCGAAACAUUUGUGAAUGUGAAAAUAUAUAAAAAUAUAUUGUAAUU
This is a messenger RNA of Moneuplotes crassus, 636 nucleotides long. NCBI's taxonomy places the organism in Eukaryota, Ciliophora, Spirotrichea, Euplotida, Euplotidae. The record is from the annotation of a GenBank genome assembly.